AUGCAAGAGAUUGAGGUCCCCCCAAGGGACGUCUUCCAGCACUACGUCCACGUCGACCAGUCCGACAAAACCCUCGUCUGGUGGUUUUCGACAAAGAAGAAAAACAUCUCCUUUGGCCUCUUCUUCCGCAAAUCCUCUUCCGUACCCGCUCAGCUCAAGUCAAACACCCUCGCUCCUUCCAUCACCUCCGUCGCUCCUCCUUCCAUCAACCGACCAGAGUCCAUUCACUCUACUCGUCACCCCCAGGGACCUAGCAGCAGCAGCAGCAGUGGAAACAACAACAGCAACAACUCUCAGCAAUACUUUAAGGAUUCGGCUCUCUCGACCUCGCCCACAAGGUCGAGCCAUAUCAGCAACUAUGCCUCGAGCAGGGCUUCAGUCGAUUCUCUUAGUGACGACGAGGAUCAUCUUGGUCAGGGACUUGCGGAUGGACUAGGUACCAACCAGCAGAACCCUAGUCAGUCUUCGUUGCCUUCGAACUCUCAGCCUUCGGCCAGAAGAAAGAAGACAGUUGCAAAGUUCAAGGAUCCCGACCUGAUCGAAAUCCUCCCCAUUCAGCACUAUGACUCGAGCUCGGGCACUAUCCGUGGAGAGUACACCGUCAAGGAAGCUGGUAGCUAUGUGGUCGUCUUUGACAACUCCUUCUCGAUCCACACCUCCAAGCGCCUCACCUUCUUUGUCGCCCUCGAGGAGCGUGGCCCCAAGGUUGCUCCCCAGCCCUCCGAGAUGUCUGGCUGGCUUCUCAAGAAGAAGCGCAAGCGCAUGCAAGGAUGGGCCAAACGUUGGUUCAAGAUCGACAAUGGUAUCCUCUCAUACUACAAGACGCCCGACACCCCAUGCCGUGGUAAAGUCCACCUGGUUCUGUCGACCGUCACCGUCAGCCAGGCGUCCAACAUGAUCCACAUCGAUUCCGGCACUAUGCUCUACCAUCUCAAAGCCUUGACCGUUGAGGACUACAACGACUGGACCAAGGCCAUCAAGACGUUUAAGAAUGCGGAACAACGUGCUGCCCAGGAUACCGUCCACCGCAUGACCCAACGCGAUUCGUCCCAAAAGCGGGCCUACCUCCGCAACAGCUGGGUCGGCACCAGCAGCGGCAACAACAACGACCUUGACCAGCUCAAGGAGCUCAUGUCGACCAUGGAUGCCGGUUUCUUGGAGAUCAAGGAUCAACUUGAUUCGAUCCGUGUUCAGUCUGAGAGCAGUAGCCCUGUCUCGAGCAGCCACUCCCAGCGCAGCCCUACUCAGCGUGAGCGUCAGUCUUCUGUCGAUAACAACAGCCCCCCCAACAAUAAGUUCAAGAUCAACAAGUUCAUCCCCUCUCUCCAGCGGACCACGAGCGACAACAGUGUUGCCUCGUCCAACGCGUCUAUCGAGAGCAUCCAUACCCGUCUCCAGGCGUCAUUCAACAAGCUCAAGUCGGACAAGGAGAAGGCGUUCGAGUUGAUGAGAUCUGAGAUGGAAAAGUGGGAGAAGAACGAGAAGCAAUUCCGCCAAAUGUUGUCAGAGACCGACACUUUCACCUCCUCCCGUGGUGACAAAUCGACCCUGUCCAGGCACACCACUGUCGAAGAAGCUUACAUUGCCCAUACCCGUACCUCCAUGAACUCUGACCGCACCCACUCCUUCACAUCCUCUAUUACUGGUUCUGAUAUCUUUUACGAUGCUGACGAUGCCAUCCUGACCGCUGACUUAUCUUCAGCCGAUCUUUCGGAUCUCGAGGGUGCUGGAUUCGAUGACCAGGCAGAUGAUCAAGACGAUGGCUCGAGCGACGAUGACGACGAAUCUUCAGAGGAACCCGUUAAGGAGACACAAGUAGCAGAGGCACCACCAAAACAGGACGACAACAGCAAAGAAGAAGUCGAUGAUACACCCAUCGUCCGUCGUACAGCACUCCCUGCGCCAGUCUCGGGCGAAGACAUCUCACUCCUUUCUAUUCUCCGCAAGAACGUUGGCAAGGAUCUGUCGACAGUCGCCAUGCCUGUUUCGCUGAACGAGCCCAUCAACGUCUUGCAGCGUUUGUGCGAGGAACUGGAGUACAGCGAAUUGCUGGACAAAGCUGUGGGACUUGCGGAUAGCUUGGAUCGGUUGGUCUAUGUUGCGGCCUUUGCUGUCAGUGGGUACUCGACCUCCCAGUGGCGCGCGGCCCGCAAGCCCUUCAACCCUCUUCACGGAGAGACCUUUGAAUAUGUCUGUCCCGAGAAGGGCUUCAAGUUCAUCUCUGAGAAAGUCAGUCACUACCCUCCCGUCAUGGCCUGCCAUGCUGAAUCUGUUAACAGCUGGACCUUUUCCAUGGACUCUCGUGCCAAGACCAAGUUCUGGGGCAAGUCAAUGGAACUGAUGCCCAACGGAACGAUCCAUAUCAACUUCCCCAAAACCAACGACCACUACACAAUCUCAAAACCAACCACCUGGAUGCGAAACCUCAUGGCCGGAACCAAAUAUCUCGAACAUACAGGAGACAUGAAAAUCAUCAACCACACGACCCGCGAAACCUGUGUCCUGACCUUCAAGGAAUCCUCCUUCUUUGCCGGCACCAAACAUGAGCUCUCCGGACACGUCAUGACAGCAAAUGGGGCAAAGAAGCGAACCCUGCAGGGGCGAUGGUCGGAAUCGUUGAUGGAGGAGGUGGCGCCAAACAAGUUGGAGAGGCUUUGGAAGUGUAAUGCUCCACCGGCGAAUCAUGAAAAGUAUUAUGGGUUCACAGAGUUUACGACUCAGUUGAAUGAGAUGUACAAGGGGUUGGAGGUUAAACUUCCCAAGACCGAUACGAGGUUCAGGCCCGAUCAGAGUCUGUUUGAGCGUGGACUUGUUGAGCAAGCCGAUCAGGAAAAAUUGAGGGUGGAGCAGAAGCAGCGUGAGCUGAGAAAGGCGAUGGAGUCUCGUGGGGAGCUGUGGGAGGCCCGUUGGUUUGAGAAGGCCGAUGAUCCUCAGACUGAGGACCCGGAGGGACAGACUUGGAGGUAUAAGGGUGGUUACUGGGAGACUCGUGAGACUGGCCAGUGGAACGAGAAAAUUGCCCUCUGGUAA
Molecule: messenger RNA, 3030 nt
Organism: Linnemannia hyalina
Lineage: Eukaryota; Fungi; Mortierellomycota; Mortierellomycetes; Mortierellales; Mortierellaceae
Source: the annotation of a GenBank genome assembly